AUGGCUCAAGGUUCGUUCUGGGAGCAGAUGAGAGGGUUUCCAACACAGCAAUUAACAUUGUUAUGCUUGAUCCGACUAGGCGAGCCCAUGGUGUUCACGUCGAUCUUCUCCUACAUCUUCUUUAUGAUCCGGGACUUUGGCAUUGCCAAAACGACAGCUGAGAUUGCAACUUAUGCCGGGUACUUGCUGGCGACAUUUGCGAUUUUCCAGUUUCUAUUCUGCUUGCAAUAUGCCCACGCCUCUACCAAGUUCGGCAGGAAACCCGUGUUGUUGUUUGGAGUCAUCGGGACCGCGGUGUCGACUUUGGUAUUUGGAUUCUCGCGCAAUUUCACCAUGGCUAUGGUAGCUAGGUCGAUGAUGGGUGCAUUGAACGGGAACAUCAGCGUGCUUCGAGUUGCCAUUGGCGAAGUUGCCACGCAAAAGAAACAUCAAAAUAUUGCGUUUUCGGCACUUGCGGUGAUGUGGGGGGUGGGGUCGAUUAUUGGGCCGUUGAUUGGUAGUUCGCGGUUGUUCACAAGACCCAAGACACAAAUGGCCGCGGGGAAUGAAUCUGGGUAUGAUGCGUUUGUUGAGCUGUACCCAUAUGCCAUGUCGAAUAUAGUUCUCGCGGGUUAUUUGCUUUUUAGUUUCAUUUUGGCGUUUUUAUUUCUUGAAGAGACGGCGCCUGAGUUUAACAAGAGAAGAGAUUACGGAUUGGAGAUUGGAGACUUUCUUUUGAAGAAAAUGGGAUAUAAAGUUCAAAGUCGCCAUGGAUACCGAGAAGUCGAUGAAGCCGAACGUGAAGUGUUUGUUCGUGAAGAUCAGAUAUAUGAAGCUGUGGAAGAAGAAGAAGAAGAAGAAGAAGUUGAAAGUGAGUUGUUGUCGCGCAGGUUUGGCGACGCAGCUCGUCGGCGCUACUCUUCGGAACCGCUCGGACUCGGACCAGUGAUUUCGUCAGAUUCAAGAUCCAUCGUGUCCGCAAACGCCAGAUCGUCAUUCACCAAGGAAAUUUUGACUACUCCCGUGGUACAAACUGUGCUUUCAAACUUCUUAUUCUGUUUCCACACCGUGCUUUACUCGGAGUUUUUCCCCGUUCUCCUCGCUAGUCCUUUGGCUUCCGAGAAAAUCCAUUUCCCAUUUACAUUAGUUGGAGGGUUCGGAUGGGAGACAGACGAUAUAGGCCACCUAUUAUCGUCGACGGGUAUAGUAGGCACAAUCGCUGUGGUGGUACUUUUCCCCAUUUUGGACCACCAUUUGAAAACAUCCACCAUCUUGAUCCUUUCAUUUUUGUUGAUGCCAGUGGUGUACGCGUCGAUCCCCUAUAUUAUGUUCACGGGCCAAUGGUCGACUUUUUGGCUCUACUUUGCCAGUUUGACAAAUACGAUCUUGGCCUCGGUGGGAUUCCCCGUGAGCAUGAUUCUCAUCCACCGCGCGUCGCCUGAAAAGCAUAGAGCGUUGAUCAAUGGCGCCAGUAUAAGCCUCAACUCGCUCGCAAGAGGCAUAAGUCCGAUUCUUUUUGGGUAUUUUAUGACCUGGUGCAACGAAAAGGAAUUGGGAGGCGUGCCUUGGCUUGUGUUGGGGUUGCUUGCCCUGGUAUGUUUGCUACAAUCGUUUGCAAUGAAGGACUACGACGAGGAAGAGCAAUGA
This is a messenger RNA of Lodderomyces beijingensis, 1626 nucleotides long. The record is from the annotation of a GenBank genome assembly. NCBI's taxonomy places the organism in Eukaryota, Fungi, Ascomycota, Pichiomycetes, Serinales, Debaryomycetaceae.